Myotis myotis is the source of this 3810-nucleotide messenger RNA. RefSeq names its product phosphatidylinositol-4-phosphate 5-kinase type 1 alpha (gene PIP5K1A). The transcript has 14 exons. NCBI's taxonomy places the organism in Eukaryota, Metazoa, Chordata, Mammalia, Chiroptera, Vespertilionidae. The record is from RefSeq and is a predicted model, not a curated record. Gene Ontology annotation, molecular function: phosphatidylinositol kinase activity. Gene Ontology annotation, biological process: phosphatidylinositol metabolic process. Bases 444 to 2165 code for a protein of 573 amino acids.
GCAGUGCCUGGAUUUCGCUGGCUGCCGGGAGUGGAACGGUGGGGUUGGCGAUAAACAGGCUGUGGCUACGAGUAGGGGGAGGGGGCGUUCGCUCUGCCGGGACUCCUCACGCCCCCUUGUUGCUUUAAGUGUGGUUUGGUGCGGACGCGGGGUCCCGGCAGCCAGCUGGAGCCUAUUCCAUUGUGAAAGGGAAAAGCAGCUCCCGCGGAAAGCGGUUCAAGUUGCAGGGAGGGUACGAGACGUGGAUUGUCCCCAUGCCAGACAAGUGGUGCGGCCCUGAGCUGGUCCCGGAGCCUGCCCGACGUGUCUGAGAAAGGCCUCGGAGGGGCGGGAAGGUGACUGUCGGAACGCAGUUUUUGUGAAGACGGGAAGAUUCGACUCGGAGAAGAGGAAGAGCCGGAUUGAAAGGGAGUGAGGCCACUGAGGGGGAGGGGGCUGCCAAGAUGGCGUCGGCCUCUGGGCCGUCGGCGGCCGGGUUUUCAUCCGUGGAUCCCGGGGGUCCUUCCUGCACCUCGUCCUCAGGUUUCAACUGUCUGUGCUGUGGGGUCAGGAGUAAGAGAGCUUCUGGAAACAAGAGAGCCAUGGCAUCUGAGGUGCCUUAUGCCCCUGGCAUGUCCAUCAAGAAAAUAGGCCACAGAGGUGUUGAUUCCUCAGGAGAGACGACAUAUAAAAAGACAACCUCAUCAGCCUUGAAAGGUGCCAUUCAGUUAGGCAUUACUCACACUGUAGGGAGUCUGAGUACCAAACCAGAGCGGGAUGUCCUCAUGCAAGACUUUUACGUGGUGGAGAGUAUCUUCUUCCCCAGUGAAGGGAGCAACCUGACCCCUGCUCAUCACUACAAUGACUUUCGGUUCAAAACCUACGCACCUGUUGCUUUCCGCUACUUUCGAGAAUUAUUUGGUAUCCGGCCUGAUGAUUACUUGUAUUCCCUCUGCAGUGAGCCGCUGAUUGAACUCUGCAAUUCUGGGGCUAGUGGUUCCCUCUUCUACGUGUCCAGUGAUGACGAAUUCAUCAUUAAAACAGUCCAGCAUAAAGAGGCGGAGUUUCUACAGAAGCUGCUUCCAGGAUACUACAUGAACCUCAACCAGAACCCUCGGACUUUGCUGCCUAAAUUCUAUGGACUGUACUGUGUGCAGGCAGGUGGUAAGAAUAUUCGAAUUGUGGUAAUGAAUAACCUCUUACCACGGUCAGUCAAGAUGCAUAUCAAAUAUGACCUCAAGGGCUCAACCUACAAACGACGGGCUUCCCAAAAAGAGCGAGAGAAGCCUCUCCCCACUCUUAAAGACCUGGACUUCCUACAAGACAUCCCUGAUGGUCUCUUUUUGGAUGCUGAUAUGUACAAUGCUCUCUGUAAGACCCUGCAGCGUGACUGUUUGGUGCUGCAGAGUUUCAAGAUAAUGGACUAUAGCCUCCUGAUGUCAAUCCAUAACAUAGAUCACGCACAACGAGAACCCUCAGCCCAUGAAACACUAUACUCAGUUGAUACACGCAAACCAGCUCCCCAAAAGGCUCUCUAUUCCACAGCCAUGGAAUCUAUCCAGGGCGAGGCUCGGCGAGGCGGCACCAUGGAGACUGAAGACCAUCUGGGUGGCAUCCCUGCCCGGAAUAGUAAAGGGGAAAGGCUGCUGCUUUAUAUCGGGAUCAUUGACAUUCUGCAAUCGUACAGGUUUGUUAAGAAGUUGGAGCACUCUUGGAAAGCAUUGGUACAUGAUGGGGGUCUCAGCCUAGGGAAAGUGGCCCUUGGACUAGAGGUUCUUUUUCUGGACCUCCUCCAUCUCUUAACUCUGCAGCCAUCUCUUCUGCUCUGCAGGACACCGUAUCGGUGCAUCGCCCAGGCUUCUACGCUGAACGGUUCCAGCGCUUCAUGUGCAACACAGUGUUCAAGAAGAUCCCCUGUAAGUGGCCUCUACCAGAUGAACCCCCAGUGGCUCCCUUCAAGAGAUGAGGGGCAGGACACCUCUGUCAGGGAACUGCCAAAGCCAGAGGCUUCUCCUGCUCUACCCACAUUCCAUGAUAGCUGCUGCCUGUCUUUAUGUCAGUCACUCUGUCUGUUCCAGUCGUUUCCAAGUUGCUCGCUGCUUUCCCCCUGGCUCUCCCUACAUGUGUCAUUGAGUUCAACCCUCUUGGAAAAGCUUGAAAUUGAAGAGUCAGAGUUCACCCAAUGAGCAGAAAACCUCAGAAGACCUGGAACCAGAUUCUGUCUCUAUGAUGUCAAGAUGUCAGCCAUUGCCCCAGUAAUGCUGAGUUUUCUUCUUGGUCAUCAAAAAAGGAGUAUAAUGGAGGCUAGGGUAGCUCUCCAACUCCUUUCUGAAGAACUUCUUCUCCUUCCCCUUCCUCAUGUAUGGGCAUAUUGCCUUGGACAAUUGAGGAACCAGCUUCCUCUCCACUCCCGAGUUGGGUGGCACGAGUUUUUAGCUGGCCAACUUGGGCUUCUACAAUUGAAUUGUUUUCAAACACCCAUUCUUCCUGCUGCAAGUAGGGCUGCUGGACUUGGCGGUUUCUUCCCUCUCAUCUACCUUUCACCAGGAGCUGGACUCUCAAUUUCCUCAGGACAGACUGGCUGCCACAUUAUCCCUACCAUAGCUCUUUCUCUAUGGAAGGGGAGACCCCUGUAAGCUUUGUAAAAGUUUUGGGGGAGUGAAGAUGUUUAACCACCUUCCAACCUUCUUUUUUUCCUUAAAAAGGAAAAGAAAAAAAUAAUGCACAGCACACAAUUUUAAGCCAGACAGUUCAGAUCAAAACUCCAGAAGUGUUGGAGAGAUGCCUAUUCAUAGGGUUCCUUCUGGAGAGCCUUGGUGUUUGAGAAACGGAAGAGGUGAUCGCUCUGCCUGGAGCAGCUCCUCUUUAACUCCUCCUCUCUUGAUGAAUUUCUUAAGGCUAAAGGAAUGGAGAGAGUGGGACCUGGGGUAAUCUUUACCCCUUUUGUUAAAACAGUGGGACAGUCAUGGCUAGGCGAUCAGGGCUCUUCUUAGGCAUGAUCCUACUCACUGCCGGGCCAUAAUGAUUAUUACUGUUUUGUAAUUUGAAAUGUAUUCUGAUUGUUUUUUCUAAAUAUGAAGACAUCAAAUGAAUUUUAGAUCCUUCUCCAAAGGAGAUUUCUUCCUUAUUCUUCCCACCUUUUCUAACAGUGUUAUGCUGUUUGUGGGGCUGAGGUGGAGAGAGGGUCACCUGUGUCUGUUUAACAGGCAGCCCAUAUCUAUGAAGCUAGAGAAUAUCUCUUAAACUCAUGGGAGCCAGCAGAUUUUGCCUCGGUGAGGCCACUGCUGUGCCGCAUGGCCUGCCCCUCUCUUCAUGCAGAGAAGUUGGGAAUGGGGGCUGUAUAAUCCCUCUCCUCCCCAUCUCAGAGUUGCAGUUCUCCAUCUGGUCCUCCUCCUCCUGUGAGGAGAAGGGGCCUGGCAUCUCAGGCAGAUUGUUGAAUUCCCAGACUAUCCUCUUCAUCCCACCCCACGUUGAUGGUAGGUUAGCCCACACCCCGAGUAACUGUCUAUAUUAGACACCCUCAGCCAGACUCUGGCUGCCUGUCUUUGCUGCCAUGUUCUUUUUUACAAGAAGGAAAGAAAGAAUUCUUGCUAGUUUUUUUUCAUAAUUUACUAUUUAUGAUGUAUUUAAGUGUUUUAUUCAGGACAAAGUUCUGAAGGGGGUGGGAGGGAGUAUUCAAGGGAGGCUGGGUCUUAGGGAAGGGAAUGGGGAAUGAACAUUUUUAUGAAGUGUCACUAUUUGCCUCUACUUUGUAUUGUUCAGAAAUGGCAAAUGCAAUAUAAGUGAUAACUAUCUGGUUUUAAUGUAUUAAACUUUCAUCAGUUAUUUAGA